Didymodactylos carnosus is the source of this 1944-nucleotide messenger RNA. NCBI's taxonomy places the organism in Eukaryota, Metazoa, Rotifera, Eurotatoria, Philodinida, Philodinidae. The record is from the annotation of a GenBank genome assembly.
AUGAUUCCAAACGGCUACUACGGCUUACAAUGGUCCAAUGUUGGGAUUGUCCGGUCGUUUCUAUAUCCAACCUCUGGCUAUACGACAGCCUUGUCAAGUGGACAAGAUGUAGCAUACAAUGCUUAUGGAACUCCAAUGUCAAUUGCUUCUUCGCCAUCAAGUCCAUUUACAAUUAAUUCUUUUGUUGCUGCAUCAGCCUGGUACGAUAACAAUACACUAAUGAUGACUGGUUCACGUGCAGGAAGUUUCCUCUAUGGUACAACUACUUCUACAACUAUACAAAUGACAUCGCAGAGUGUUCAACAGUCUAAUGGUAGUCUUCCAUCCCAAUGUACGAACUAUGUAACGAACAAUGACUCCACACGUUUAACAUCAUACAAUGCAUCCAGUGCUUGUGAUAAUUUAAUUUUCAAUCAGUUGACAUAUGUUCAUUUCAUUGCACCUAGUGGUACGCAAAUCCCUACAUCAUCGCCAGGGCCACACUACUGCGGUACAGAUGCUCCAGGUUGGAUAAGCACACCAUAUCCUACAACAGUCGGUCAAACAGUUAGUGCUACAGUUUGCUAUGAUUGGAAUAGUAAUUCAUGUCUUUGGCAAAAUCAAAUAACAAUCAUAAAUUGUGACACAUAUUAUGUUUUUGGUUUAAUAUUGCCAGUCUACUGUCAGCUACGCUAUUGUACCACCAAUGUACCAGUGACUGGAAAUCAAACCACAAUAACAACAACAGUGGCAAUGACACCUUUCUCAUAUUCAAUCUAUAACAAUACGGCUAUAGGAAGUGUUGUUUAUUCACAACAUUUUACGUAUUACACGACACCAACAUCGCAGUGUACUGCAUGGACUUCAUUCACUUCACAACUGCUUCCAUCUUUAAAUUACACAUCCUUGACAAUUAGCGGUACGAAUGAUCCAACGGGCAUCAGUCUCGCUGACCCAGUAGCUGUUGCAAACAUAGCUAACGCACUGUAUCAAAACACAGGUUAUAGUAUAACAGUAAAUGGAUAUCCAUGGUCUGUUGGUAUAUGUGGAAGUGGAAUCGAGUUAACCUGGAAUGCAGUAAUUUGUACAUGUACUAAUACACUCAGUUAUUCACUACGUCCCUGUAUUGGAAAUUAUAAUUGGGGAGGAGUUAAUACAAUAUCUUGUUUGGCAGCUGAUCAAACAAUGACUGUUACAUUUCAGUACGGAAGUGUUAGAAUUGUAACAACCCCGGUGACAACAACCAUCCCUGCGACCACAGCCUCGGUUAAUCAAAUUCCAUCUAAUUAUUUCGGUUUAUACUGGUUCAAUGUUGAUAUAAUUGACAUAUCACAAUCUCCAUUCAACACAAGUCUUUAUCAGUCGUUUGGUUUUAUAACAGCACUACGUAGCGGACGUUAUGUAGCAUUUAGUAUAAGUACUGCAAUGUCGAUUGGUACAUUCAAUUCAAUUACAACUUUUACAAUUAAUUCUUUUGUUGCUGCAUCUAUUUACAACGAUAAUAAUCCAUUGACAAUGACUGCUUAUCGCUUAGGCGUACUUCUUUACAAUCAAACUAUUGUGCUAGCUGAACAUGUAGCAACGUUGGUCGUUGCACCAUUAUUCUUUCAAGUUAGUGUACUGUACAUUGCACAAGGUAUGAAUGAAACACUGACAUUUGGUAUUCGAAAUGAUCCGAGUGUAACAUAUUUGGAUAAUAUCUCCGUAUUGAGUGGUGGACAGGAACUUCUUACGAAUGGAAAUUUCGAAUACGAAAAUCAACUUGGAUGGUCUGGUGCAUCACAUCUAGUUAGCGGCUCUGGGAUUUGUUACUCAUAUUGUUAUGCAGAUGGAAUAGUCGGCAGGUUAGACUAUGUUAGUCAAACAUUUCAGACAACACCAGGAUCGUUGCUUCAUGUCAGCUUCUAUAUCAGAUGGGGAGGAAGUGGUUCGGGAGUUAUUGCUAAUGUAACAAUAUAUCCCUGA